CUCAGCUCGCUGUGACUUUAUGACAACAGAUCACUUGUAUCUUCCUCAUGAUAAAUCCAUCCUGCCCUCAUUUAAAGUUCCCUUUUGAGAGCAAACUCCUCUCGUGAAGGAUACUCAAACGAGAAACCACAUUCAGCAAAAAAUCAGCGACAAAAUGCCAAAAGAAUUUACGGAUGAAUUUCAACCUCUGCUUAUUAAAGAUUUCAGUGAAAAAAAGCGACCAAAGCUCCCAAACAGAUCGCUUGUGUUGGCUGCCUGUGCUGCGUGUAUAGGGGGAACCUUUCAGUAUGGAUAUAAUAUCUCUGUCAUCAAUGCACCCACUACGCAUGUGCUGAAUUUCAUCAACCAAACCUGGAUUACUCGUUUCCAGACUGACAUAUCAACAAAUGUUCUCACCUUGCUUUGGUCCUCUAUCGUGUCUAUAUUCACCAUAGGGGGGUUGGUGGGAGUGACAGUCGGUGGGACACUGUCUAUGAAGCUGGGGAGGAAAGGGACACUGUUAGCAAAUAAUGCAUUUGCAAUAACCGCUGCUUUGCUGAUGGGUCUGAGUUACCCCACAGGAUAUUUUGAAUUACUCAUCAUUGGACGUUUUUUCAUUGGAUUAAAUGCAGGCAUUGGUCUUUGUGUUCAACCUCUGUACCUGGGGGAAAUAGCUCCAACUGCAUUUCGUGGUGCCAUGGGAAUGGGAACCUCUAUUUCCAUCACUUUAGGGAUCUUGGCUGGACAAGUGGUUGGUCUCAAAGAGCUCCUGGGUAGAGAGGAGAGCUGGCCCAUCCUGCUCGCCACCACAUGUGUCCCAGCAUUCCUGCAGCUAAUGAUCCUGCCCUGGUUCCCUGAGAGCCCGCGCUACCUGCUCAUUGACAAAGGAGAUAGUGAGGGAUGCAAGAAAGCCCUGAAGCAACUGCACAGUGUAUCUCGCUGUGAAGGCGAACGUGAGGAGAUCGAGAAGGAGAAGAGAGGUUUGGCAGACUUCCGGGCCAAGACACCCUGGGAGCUUCUAAGUGAUCGUAGCGUCCGCGUGCAGCUUCUCACUGUGGUGCUGCUCAACAUGGCACAACAGCUGAACGGAAUCAAUGCUAUUUACUUCUAUGCAAAUUACUUGUUCACACAAUCUGGUAUCCCUGCUGAAAGAAUACCAUAUGUGACCCUUGGCUGUGGUGCCUGUGAACUUCUCACGGCUUUAACAUGUGGUAUUCUCAUUGAUCGACUGGGAAGGAAAGUGCUCAUCAUGGGGGGAUACGCGCUGAUGAGCAUCUGCUGCAUAUUAUUCACGCUGACGCUCUCUUAUCAGAGUGCCAGCCCCAUAGUUCCAUACUUGAGCAUGGCCUGUGUGUUUGCUUUUAUCCUCAGUUUUGGCUUAGGACCAGGUGGCGUGACUAACAUCUUGACCACUGAACUCUUCACUCAAACAACACGCCCUGCAGCUUACAUGAUCGCAGGAUCCUUGAACUGGUUGAGCUUCUUCUUUAUCAGCAUGGUCUUCCCUUUUGUUGUGGUGGGGCUGGAGCAGUUUUGUUUCAUCGUGUUCUUGGCCAUCUGCGCCUGCAUGACCUUAUACAUUUACUUUGUCGUUCCUGAAACCAAGAACAAAACCUUUGUUGAAAUCCAGAAUGAGUUCAAGUCCUCCAAAAAGGCCCACAUUGUAGAUGAAACAACGAUGAAGGAGUUAUUAUCUCAUAUGUAAAAUAUUACCCAUGAAUAGAGCAAUUAAAGCAUUUUUGUCUUCCACUAUCUUUUUUCACAAACAUGAGUAUCUUCCAUAAGGGUUUAUAUUCCACACUCACAACACAUUAAAUCAGAAAAUGUAACAUCAUAUUAAUUAUAAACAUAUAGCAUACACAAAUCAUGGUGCUUUGAGUGAACUUAAGACGUAUGCUUGGAAGUCCUAAAAGCAUCCCUUUAGUUCACUCGUGAAUUUAAUUCGUCUCAAUAUGUCAUAUUUUGGUCUGAUAAAUGAUUCAUUUGUGUAUGACCUUUAAUAAAGAGCAUUCCAUUGA
Molecule: messenger RNA, 1997 nt
Organism: Eleginops maclovinus (Patagonian blennie)
Lineage: Eukaryota; Metazoa; Chordata; Actinopteri; Perciformes; Eleginopidae
Gene: slc2a11b
Product: solute carrier family 2 member 11b
Exons: 12
Coding region: 155-1684 (509 amino acids)
Biological process (GO): monosaccharide transmembrane transport
Cellular component (GO): plasma membrane
Molecular function (GO): hexose transmembrane transporter activity
Source: RefSeq, a predicted model, not a curated record